Messenger RNA from Phanerochaete carnosa HHB-10118-sp, 2116 nucleotides. RefSeq lists its product as uncharacterized. The record is from RefSeq and is a predicted model, not a curated record. Bases 69 to 1700 code for a protein of 543 amino acids. The transcript is spliced from 2 exons. Lineage: Eukaryota; Fungi; Basidiomycota; Agaricomycetes; Polyporales; Phanerochaetaceae.
ACUUCACCAUAAUCUGUUUAUCCCUACCAUCACAUAUAGGCUCCCAAAAGGAGACCGACCGUUUGAAUAUGCCGUGCACAGAGCCCGCGUCCCCUGUCGAGCUACCUCCUCACCGCCCUGAACCUCUCCGGAGAAGUCACUCGGCCGCUUCGAUACACUCGCUGCCCACUCCGCCACGUACCCGAAAGCGAAAGCGGUCGCGUUCAACUCACUCACGCGCCGCAGACAGCGACUCGGAGAUUGAUGAACGUGCUGCGGGUAACGCGUCAGAGGAGGAAGAGGACGUGCUCUGGCACAAGGCAGAGAUAAAGGGCGCUGUACAGGUCGGCUCGAAGAGGCGGAAGCUGCUCCAGGUGGACAAGAUUGCAGCAGAACUCAGCGGGCGGGCAGCAGAGGACGAAUUCUGGACGAGCUCAUAUAACACACUCGCUGGAAAGGUCAAAGAUAAGAGCAAAGCUGACACAAAGCCCGACACGGCGACAAGCUCUCGUCUGCGUUCCGAGUCUCCAGAACGAUCUCUUUCAGCGUCACCUCCUUCGCGCCUGCUCAAGCGGAAUCGCACUGGUUUGCUGUCGCCCCCUCAGUCCAAGCGGCGAUCAUCACCUCGAGUCAAGCGGUUUGCAGUGCCGCCAUUGAUCUUGGAGGAGCCAUCUGAGGAACCAGAAGAUGCUCCGAGGACCCCUACGCGCUUGCGCACGCCUCCGCGGAAAUCAAAGCCUGCGCCUGUGCCCCCAGCCCCGAAGAAAGGCGGACCAGAGCGUGACACUCCAAACAACCCGUUUUUGGACAGCGAUGGGAGCUCGUUUGGAGCAGAGACUCCGGAUGCAGAAGGCGUAGUUGCAGGUCCUAGCUCAGAAAGCUCAGCCCCAAAGCCGAGAGUGAUUGAGAAGCCCACGAUCACCUACGUCUUCCGCGGUGUUCGUACGGAGUUCAUCAACCCUCUCUAUGAUCCCAAAUACCCUGAGACGGGUGUUGCUCCUGAGCGCGAUGACGCUCCGUCCAAGCUCCCACCCGAGCACGUUGACUUUGAGCCCGAUGAACAUGUUCUACCCACAAAGCUGUUUGCUACAGAUAAGAAGUCAGGUCGGCGCAGGCGCCAUGUCAUGCCUCCGAGCGAGGCGGAUGAGAAACCCCCAGCGAAGAAAGCUCGGGCCAAAGGCAAGCAGCCCGCGCCGAAGCAGAAGAGCGAAUGGGACACGUCCGACGAAGAGGACAACACCGAGACCAAGGAGCAGCCUGAUGAGCUCACGCUUCCGCGGACGCCGUCGCUACGUCGCAGUCCGCGCUUGGCGCGGCCUCAGGCGGAGGGCAAGGAGCGCGCUGAAAUAUUUAAUUUGACGCGAGAGGUUCACACCACGCCUCGUCUUCCCGAAAAAGACAGGAGCGACCCUGCCAAACGUGCAUUCGGCGUGCAUGACAUGCCCCCGCCUCCUCCGAAAGCUCGGGCUCCUGAGCCCGACCUUGUCGUCAAGGUUGACGAGGUCCGGGAAGUCCGGAGGGAGACAAGAGUCAAGGUCACUCCGCCUACGCCUCGCCUCGAGAGUGAAGUCGAGGAGGUGCAUGAAGUUCGUGAGACGACGCAUGUCAAGGUUGCAUCUAGCUUGCCUUCGAGAGCUGUCGCACCUCAAACGAAGCCGAAGACUCCUCCCGAGGCUGCUGUUGUACCAGUUGAAGACGUAGAUGAGAAUCCCUUCCUAUGAUCUUUUCGUCCCCCUGCCUUGUUGCACGCACCCUUUUGCUGACGCUUCGCCAUCUUCCGCUCUGCCCACUACUGACCCACGGUCAUAUGUUGUCUCUCCUUAUGUUGCACCCGAUCUUUUCCUCUGCCGAGCGAUACGCCGCUAUCUUUACUGUACACCCUACUCAUUGCGACACCCUAUACCACACAUAUCCGACUACUGCGACACCCCCUCCAUAUACAGCCGCCAUUCUGCUCUUUUUCCCUCUUUUCUUUUCUUGCUUCUGUCGUGGACCGUCUUGCUUUGUCACGACCCCGCGCGUUUAGCCCACGUUUUAUCUCGAAUCAAUCCGAGAUAACCCAUUGUUCUUGUUCAUGAGUCUUUCUUUCUGUUGGUGUAAGUAGGUGAACUAUGGCAUGUACAUGACGAGUCUACGG